This is a messenger RNA of Zea mays, 1104 nucleotides long. Its product is annotated as serine/threonine-protein kinase ATG1c-like. The transcript has 5 exons. The record is from RefSeq and is a predicted model, not a curated record. Gene Ontology annotation, cellular component: cytoplasm. Bases 1 to 1104 code for a protein of 367 amino acids. NCBI's taxonomy places the organism in Eukaryota, Viridiplantae, Streptophyta, Magnoliopsida, Poales, Poaceae. Gene Ontology annotation, molecular function: protein serine/threonine kinase activity. Gene Ontology annotation, biological process: peptidyl-serine phosphorylation; regulation of autophagy.
AUGGCGAACCAGCCCGGGGCCUACAUCAUCUCUUUGCUUAAAAAUAUACUCAGGACGCAUGAAAUACGAUUACCAUCUGAUUGUGAAUUGAGCCAUGACUGCAUCGACUUGUGCAGAAAGUUGCUGUGGCUCAAUUCAGUGGAGCGGCUUACAGUUGAAGAAUUUGUGCACCACCCAUUUCUUUCUGAAGAUGCUCCAGAGAGGACCUUGAGCCGGACAUUAUCUGAAAUAAGAGAUGGCUUUCCAAUAAAUAAUAUCAGUCCAACAAGGCCUUCAAGCCAAAGUUCACAAGAAGAUUGUAUGCCUUUUCCUUUGGAUGAUGAGUCAAGUGGACAGGAUGAGGGUCCAAUUCCUGACAGUAAGAGUCCGAUGAAAUCUUAUGGGUUUCCCACAGGUAAAAGAUUGGAUAAAACUUCAUGCCAGAGUCCAUCAAAACAUACCAGUCUGUUCUCCAGGUAUGUCUUGGGAAAUAAUCAUGCACCUAGUAGCCAACACCAUGGCCAUAUUGAUAAAAUGACCAAGGAAAGCAAGAUUCAUGAAGUGCAAGGUCCAAAAGGUGUUUAUCCAGAAGGUAUGGAAGUCAUUAGUAGUGCAAUUCCUCAUUUUUAUUAUGAACAAUCCUUACUGAAAUUAUUAUUUCAUUACUUUGUAAAUGUAGAUUUCCCUAUCAUUGAUUCAUUAGAGUUUGUAGAUCAGGAAUAUGUAUUUGUGUCUGGACCACACCCAGAGGGAUCAUCGUCUUCAACAAAUGCCUCUCAACAGCUUAACUUACCGGCAAAAUAUGAUAAUUUGUCUGUUUCACCACCGAAGUUAACUUUCUUGAGUGCACCAAAGCCGAUAAACGGUUUGCCGAUUAAUAGACAACAAUCUGCUGGGACUGGUAGCUUCGACAGCCACUAUUCUCCUGCAUCUGUCACUUCACAGGGAUCUGCGGAUAUAAGUGAUGCCAUGGAUCAGCCCCCAACUGAUUAUCUGACGAGGAUUAGAUUGUUGGAGCAAUAUGCAUCAGCCAUAGCAGGGUUGGUCAGGGAUGAGGUCGCGUGUUCGAAGCAGCCUCUCCGCAUCUGCGGGGGGAAGGCUUGCCUCGGUUUAUCCUUUGUCUAG